Molecule: messenger RNA, 3187 nt
Organism: Gallus gallus (chicken)
Lineage: Eukaryota; Metazoa; Chordata; Aves; Galliformes; Phasianidae
Exons: 1
Coding region: 2144-2746 (200 amino acids)
Source: RefSeq, a predicted model, not a curated record
CUCUCUAUCUGGCACUUUUGAGACCACACAUGCAAUGCUGUCACCCUCUGUCCAAAACUGGAUUCAAGUCCAGCAAUUACCAAGAAAACUUUGAAGAUGAUAGGGAGUUGAAGCAUGUAACAGAAGAGCUGAAGCUUGAAGGAGGUGAGUUUCUGCAGCCUUCAGAAGAGCAGGAGGGGAGUAAUUGUCCCACCCCACUACCUGAAGGAGAGUAACAGUAAAGGAAGAACCUGACUCUUCUCCAAGGUAAGAAAGACAAGACAAGAUUCUGCUGUUACAAGAUGCCACUCCCCAUAGAGGAGAAUUAAACCGAGGAGCAGGUUGCCAGGUGAGUUUGUGAAAUCUCUAUUUUUGGAAAUAGAAUGAAUCUAGAGAGAUAAGGUUCUGAACAGGUUGCUCAGAAACUACUUUUAAAGGUGGCUUUAAAUAGGGAAUUGGACUGAUGACUUUCAGAAUUUUCCUCCAAACUGGUUUAUGCUAUAACUCUAGGUUUUAAAUAGUAACGAUGUAAUAGGUUAAUUUGUUUAAGAUUACCUAGAUUAAACUAGUUUGGUUAAUGAAUAAGAAAGUUUUCAGAAAUGAAUAAGGAAGUGUUCACAAAAUCUCUUUUACUGGGAAGUCAUCCCAGAGAUCCCACGCUUGGAAUGGAUACAAAAAGAUAAAGUUAUCUCUAAUUAUGUAAAUGAUAGACUUAUUUGUCAAACCAAUUUUCAAUUACAUUUCCAGUCAUCUUCCAAAGAUCUGCCUAUAAAGUACACUGGUGGUUAUAGUCCAUCUCCCACUGGAAAGAAGCACAUUACAGACAAAAACCUUUUUUUUUUUUUUUUUUUUUUUUUGCAAGGAACACCUGGGAUCGAAGGAGCACAGACACAAACCUAUUCUUUCAUGCUCACCAGCUACAUUCUUCCCUGCUUCUCCACCCUGGCCAUUCUACCUGCAUGGAUUAAUUAUAGCUCAUACUUCAUAGUCUUAAGUCAAAACUUUGAACUUCAAUUAGUAAACUUAACAAAUCAAUGGAACAAGAUUGUACAGAUCAUAAAAAUAUUAAUUUGAACGUGCAUGAGACAGUGAAAUACAUAGGUCAAACACUCUGAACAACAUAAGUCCCCAUAGCUGCAUAUUCAGGCUUUGACAUGCGGUAAACUUAGUUACGGUUUCUAUAGGACUCUAGAGAAAAUUGUAUUCCACAGCUACCAGGCACCUUGGCAGCUAUAUUACUGAGCAGAAAAAUGCAAACUUGGCAGAUAUGUUGUACAAGAUGUUAGCGGAUAAGAGAUAAAAAAUUUAAAAAGUUAUGAAUGUAUAUAUCCCAAGAUUUAGAGACAGCAUUUUUAAUUCUAAGUUGUUGUUUUGUUUCUUAGUUUUUUAAUCUCAAGCUACAAACUCAUUAAGAUCAUUAAAUUUAUUUACAUUGAAUUAAAAGUAUCAUCUAGAAAUGAAAGAGGAAAAUGCUAUUUUUUAGCUGUUCGAAGAGAGAGAGUAAAAACUCUUUAUCUGUCAUUUUGAGGAACAGAUGUCAACAUUCCUUCUUACAUGAGGUUCUUAUAGAAGUCUGAGUUAAUACCAAAAGCUUGCUAAGCCUGUACAUUUCUUUUAGGACAUUUUUUUCCACUUUGAUAUCAGCACAUAAGUCCAACGAUUGUAAAAAAACAUUAGCAAGCAUCCCACAAAUAAAAAGCGUAGUAAUAACAGUCAAGUCUUGAGGUAUUAUGAGGAUAAUCACACAAAAGGAAAAGGACAACUCAAUGACAAUAACAGCAUGCUUCAAUUAUCCUUUUCAAAAAAAUCAACACAAUUCUUUUCCCCCCCCUCUCAUCCCAGCCCAUCACACAAACACGGAGUUCACCGAAGGACACUGUAGUGGAAUUCCAGGGUCACAGCCUGAACCAAUGGGUGGGCUCUGUGAGUGUGUGAGUGCGGCGGCGCGGCGGUACGAACGGGGGAGGGACACAUUCCUCAGCUCGGCUCGGUCUGCGCGCUGCUACCGGGAGGGGUGAGUCGAUUCUUUUUGAUAUCUUUCCCUCGUGUGCCUAUUUCUUAAAUAAAGGCUUUGUCAUCACCUUCAUUUGCCCUACAUUUUGGCGAGCCAGGCAGCCAAAUAUCUUUAAAGAUACCCAAUUAUAAGCCUCUUAAAAUAAUUACCAUGACAUUUUUGAACAAUUUCAUGGGAUGGUUUGGACGGGGAAAGGCUAGCCCCAUAAGUGAGGUUUUGCCAGGGCACAUCCCGGGAUUCCUAGGAUCCCCAUAUCACGGGAUUGCCUGUAUUAUUGAAAAAUGGGGUCCCCUACGGGAUGCAGGAAAUGUUCAGGAAUCCCCAGCCCGCCUGGCUGAGUAUUUCAGUAGUCUAAACAAAAACGUACUCACUACACGAGAACGACAGUUAGCUGCCUCCACGGUGGCGUGGCCGCUGCUGAUGGCCUUGAACCGGCUAAAUAUAACUGAAGGGGUUCUCACUGAUGAAAAUCAACUAUUACGUGACCGUGUGGAAGAACUAGAAAGACAGGUUGCAAUUUUGAGAGGGAAAAAACCUAACCCUAUAAUCCCGGUACAAAAAAUCCGAAACAUCUCUUUAGAAAUAACUGGGGAUCCUAUACAAGAGAGUCCACAUGAACUGGACUCAGAAAAUGAAAGCACUAAGAAGUCAGAUCUUGAGGCUCCACUAGAGCUUGAUCCCUUUGAGAUCCGACCAGUUGUAACUCAAAAAACAAAAAAAAACGCAGGACAGGCCAGCGGGGCUGCCCCCUGACCAGUGGCCCCCUGCCCAGAGCACACUACAUGUAACAGCUCGCCCAUACACGGCAGCUGAAUUAAUGGAUUUAGUACAACGCUUUAGACAAAGACCGAGAGAGAGUGUGCCAGCAUGGUUACUCAGACUAUAUGACAUGGGGGCAGAAAGUGUUGUGGUGAAUGGGCCAGAAAUCUCAAAACUGGCAUCAAUUACUACUCACCCGGCCCUCAGGCAAAGACUAUAUGCGGCUGUGCAACACAAUGAAGAAAAUCAUUCACUGAUUGCAUGGUUAAUGGCCGCAUGCCGUGUGACAUGGGCAAAUAAAACGGAUAUACCAUUAAAUACCGGCCUGUGGUCCUCUAUGGAGGACUUACAAAAUUAUAUCCGAGAAUUAGGUAUGAAGGAGGCAAUUUAUGAGGACAAUUUUGAGAGCCCAGAUAUGAUAAAAUUUUCCGCAGG